Messenger RNA from Astrephomene gubernaculifera, 2166 nucleotides. NCBI's taxonomy places the organism in Eukaryota, Viridiplantae, Chlorophyta, Chlorophyceae, Chlamydomonadales, Astrephomenaceae. The record is from the annotation of a GenBank genome assembly.
UAUUGAGUCCUGAGAAAACCUACUUAGUUAUCUCACAGGCGAAGAUCCACCAACCAUAGAAGAAGGCUUCAAGUUGUUGUAAGCCGGACACUACCCAAGGUCAUUAUUCUCUGUGAACACGCUUGUGCACUGCGAAUUUAUAAACUGUAUACCUUGGGAUGCCGGGGCAGGCCGGCCCAUCUAACGGUGGGCCGGGCCCUAAUAGGGAGUCCUCAACACAAAAUGGUAAAAAGGAUGCUCGAUUUCCACGUCGUGCUGUCAGCCCUGGACCUCUCUCGGAUCCACGGCGUAUAUCAGCAAAUUCGGGGCCGCUAGCGGCGGCGUCUACUCUGACGACUCCUCGGCCCGCAGUCGGGGUACGCAUUCGCGACAAGUUCGUGCCGCUUCCAGAUGCCAGCAGGAAGCCCCAGGUAGUCGUUGAGGAGCUAGAGGAGGAGCCUGAGGGGUCUCCGGAGCCAUCUCCGGUUGCGGCACCUCUAGCCCAGAAGCGUGGUCGCAUCACAGUGAUCACCGUAGCCGAGUCCUUCAACCGUAAGGCCCUGGAGGCCGCCCUACAGCAAGUAGCAGCAGCCGCAGCAGCAGCAACCACCGACACCUCACAACCAACCACAAGCAACGGUCAACCCCUACCAGGCACCCCAGCGACAGCAUCCAAGUCAUUCCCACACCGCAUGUCAGCACCUGGCACCGGCGCCGUCUGCAGCAUGCCCCCCGCGGCUGCUGCGGCCUCCGGCUCCUCCUCCUCCUCAGCCUCCACCGCUGCUCCGACGGGAGGCAUGCCCACCGCUGCGGGUGGCAGCAGCGGAAGCGGCGGCGGGGGCGCAGCAGCCCUCAUAGCCGCCGCAACCGGACCCGCGACACCGGCCCGCCACAGUGCGACGUCCAUAGCUGGCGCCGCCACACCUGCUGACGUGGGCGCCGCCGCCGGUGUGGCCAAGGUGACGACGGCGGUCACCGCGUACCCGGAGGUGACGUACGCUCGUACGGCACAUGGGGAGGCGGCGGAGUCCCCCGGGGAGGUGUUCUUCUUCGAUUACGGUGUGGUAGCGUUCUGGGGCAUGAGUGAGGCGCAGGAGCAGGCGCUGCUGGGAGCGGUGGUGGGCAGCCCGGGGGUGGCGGUGCAGGUGCUGGAGGAGGAGGAGAAGCAGGUGGAGGAGCUGCUGUUCGUGUACUCGCGGGACUCGCAGCCAAACAUACGCAACGACACGUUCACCAUCGACAGCCGCCUGGCUGGGGACCACCAUGUCAAGAUGUCUAUCAGCCACGCGCUGGCGCAGUCCUCCAAGCUGUCGCUGUACGAGGAGCGCAUGGUGGCGCUGGUGGAGGAGGUGCGGCACAUUCCCCGGGAGAUGGCGGAGCGGGGCGCCAUCAGCCUCAGCAGGCGCACGGUGGCCCAGCUGCAGGGGAAGGUGUUCCUGCUCAAGGCGGCGGUCAACCUGAGCGCCACCAUGCUGGACACUCCCGAGUUCUUCUGGAGGGCGCCGGACCAGCUGCAGGGGCUGUACGAGCGUGCGUGUGAGUACCUGGACAUCCAAUCGCGGCUGGAGAUGCUGAACACCAGGUUCAUGGUGCUUCAGCGCAUGUUGGACAUCUGGUCCGACCACUCGGCGCACCGCCACAUCGCCCGGUUGGACGUCAUCAUCGUGUUGCUCAUCCUGAUCGAAGUGGUCAUGGCGGGAAUGGAGGUGCUGGGCUUCCUCAUGCGCAGGAGGGGGUGGAGCUGGGGCGGGCCCAGGCUGGGGGAGCUGCUGAUGCGGGCGCUGGGGUGGGGGCGGGCGGCGGGAGGGCUGCUGGGGAGGGGGUGAGGAGAAGCAGGACAAACAGGAGCAGGACGAGCAGGAGCAGCUAGCGGGGGUGGAUGCAUGGGGAAGGAGAUGCUGGAGGAGCGGGUAGGGAGGUGCAGGAUGGCGCAUGUUUGGUGCAUAUUGCAUGAUGGAGCGGAUGGCUGGAGAUCAGGACAGAGUGGAGGGCAACUACCGUACUGCUGGGGCAGUUAGGGCGGGCCGUUGGUACCGGAGGCAACUGUUCCUUCGCUGAGCCGACGAAAACGCUUAGGGCUUUGGGAAGGGGUUGUACUCAGGCCCAAUCCAUAUCUCGCCCAGUCACGCCAGCGCGCGGAUACAUGGAUGUGUCACGCCGGCUGUGGAGCAUUUGAAAAGUUCCGCG